Rattus rattus (black rat) is the source of this 1523-nucleotide messenger RNA. It is a transcript of the gene Cldn18, whose product is annotated as claudin 18. The transcript has 5 exons. Gene Ontology annotation, cellular component: bicellular tight junction; plasma membrane. Gene Ontology annotation, molecular function: structural molecule activity. The record is from RefSeq and is a predicted model, not a curated record. Gene Ontology annotation, biological process: cell adhesion; bicellular tight junction assembly. Bases 33 to 818 code for a protein of 261 amino acids. NCBI's taxonomy places the organism in Eukaryota, Metazoa, Chordata, Mammalia, Rodentia, Muridae.
CUCCUGGAAGCCUGUGACCAGCAGCUGAAGCCAUGGCCACCACCACGUGCCAGGUGGUAGGGCUCCUCCUGUCCCUCCUGGGUCUGGCCGGCUGCAUAGCCGCCACUGGGAUGGACAUGUGGAGCACUCAGGACCUGUAUGAUAACCCAGUCACCUCCGUGUUCCAGUAUGAAGGGCUCUGGAGGAGUUGCGUGCAACAGAGCUCGGGGUUCACUGAGUGUCGGCCAUACUUCACCAUCCUGGGUCUUCCAGCCAUGCUGCAAGCAGUGCGAGCCCUGAUGAUCGUGGGCAUUGUUCUGGGGGUCAUCGGCAUCCUCGUGUCCAUCUUCGCCCUGAAGUGCAUUCGCAUUGGCAGCAUGGAUGACUCUGCCAAGGCCAAGAUGACUCUGACUUCUGGGAUUAUGUUCAUCAUCUCAGGAGUCUGUGCAAUCAUUGGUGUGUCUGUGUUUGCCAACAUGCUGGUGACCAACUUCUGGAUGUCCACGGCCAACAUGUACAGCGGCAUGGGUGGGAUGGUGCAGACCGUUCAGACCAGGUACACUUUUGGUGCAGCUCUGUUCGUGGGCUGGAUCGCUGGAGGCCUCACACUAAUUGGAGGUGUGAUGAUGUGCAUCGCUUGCCGUGGCCUGACACCUGAUGACCGCAACUUCAAAGCCGUGUCCUACCACGCCUCUGGCCAAAAUGUUGCCUACAAGCCUGGAGGCUUUAAGGCCAGCACUGGCUUUGGGUCCAACGCCAGAAACAAGAAGAUAUACGAUGGGGGUGCCCGCACAGAAGACGAUGAACAAUCUCAUCCUACCAAGUACGACUAUGUGUAGUGCUCUAAGACCCCCCAACACGUGUGCAGAAGAAACCCUUCCCCAAGAAGAGCUCACCCCAAAGCAAGAGAUUCUACCUUGUUCCCUUGUUGCUUUUGACUGAUGGUUGAAAGUUGGUAAAGCCUUAAUUUCAUCCGUGGGGAGGCUAGACAGUCUUGGCCACACGUCUCUGUCUCUAAAUACUCCAUCACAAAACAACCGAGUUACCAUUUACGGGUUAAGAGACUGUCACACCCACCCUUCCCAAUCCUCUGUUUUUUUACCAUAGUAAAUCUGGUGAUGGAAUGUAAUUCGACUUUGAUAAUUUCUAGAAACUUAAGCCUGAUGAUGAUCUAUUUCCCAGUUUGACCCCACCCCCCAGGGAAAUUUUAAAAGGGAAAAAAAUAGAUUAAAAGGCAUUAUUUACUACUCAAUUUUGCCUUACCAACUUCACUGAUAAUAAUGAACACCGAUUAGAGAAAGAAUGCUAGAGGAAAGAUGGUUGUGGUCGCCCCAGUCUGUCAUCUGAACCCCUCAUACAUGGUGAUCUAGAACAUUAUUAGCCACAGUGAUCUUCAAAGGAGGCAAACAAGUCCUGUCUGUUUCUCUUGGCAUCUGCUGAUUCCAACAAGACCAUUCCAGAACUUUCCACUGGAAGUCCUCUUCCUCUCAGAAGUCAGAAAUUCUUCCUAGAAGAAUAAGAAAUAAAUUCUUUUGGUAACCUGA